This is a messenger RNA of Frankliniella occidentalis (western flower thrips), 2226 nucleotides long. RefSeq names its product heat shock 70 kDa protein II-like. The record is from RefSeq and is a predicted model, not a curated record. Gene Ontology annotation, biological process: protein refolding; cellular response to unfolded protein. Gene Ontology annotation, cellular component: cytoplasm. NCBI's taxonomy places the organism in Eukaryota, Metazoa, Arthropoda, Insecta, Thysanoptera, Thripidae. Gene Ontology annotation, molecular function: ATP hydrolysis activity; misfolded protein binding; ATP binding.
CCGGCUGCUCGAGCACGCCCUCCUCGCCCCCCUCCGGCCCGGUGGUUGGCAUCGACCUGGGGACGACCUACUCCGCCGUCGCCGUGUACCAGAGGGGCAAGGUGGAGAUCUUCUCCAACGAGAGCGGCAGCAGGACGACUCCCAGCGUGGUUGGAUUUCUCGGUGGCGAGAGUUUUGUCGGGGAGGCGGCGCAGGACUUGCCAGCAAGCUGUCAGGUUUUUGAUUCAAAACGCCUGAUUGGUCGACCUUAUAAUGCCAUCCUUACAUCGGAGAUUUCACAUUGGCCCUUCAUGGUGAUUGAAAAGAGAGGAGUUCCUGUUUUAAGGGUCACUGUAAAUGAAAGCAAGAAGGAAGAUUUCUUCCCUGAAGAGAUUAGUGCCAUGGUGUUGCGGAAUUUAAAGGAGACGGCAGAGGCCUCGCUCCAACAAACAGUGUCUCAAGCUGUUAUUACAGUUCCUGCGUUUUUCAAUGAGCGUCAGAGACAGAUGACUAAGUUAGCAGGCAAAAUAGCUGGGCUUGAUGUGAUUGGCAUGAUCAACGAGCCUACAGCUGCAGCAAUCGCAUAUGGACUAGACAAAUCAAAGGGUAGUGACGGUGCAAAGAAAACAAUAUUUAUUUACGAUCUGGGUGGUGGAACUUUUGACGUGUCAGUAAUGACUGUGUCUGGUAGCGAUUUCACUGUGUUGGCCUCAGGGGGGGACACUCACCUUGGAGGAGAAGACUUUGAUAAUCGUCUGUUGCAUGCAUUGAUUGAGGACGUCCGCACCCAGCACGGCGUUUGCCUGGACAGCGUGUCCGUGCAUGAGCUGCGGAGGGCGUGCGAGCUGGCAAAGCGCAAGCUUUCAUCACUGUCGGAGGUUCCCGUCAGCGUCUAUUUUCCCCGCCACAACCUGAACUACAAGACGUCGGUGACCCGAGCUCGGUGCGAGAACCUGUGCUCCGACCUUUUCAACAAGACCUUGACCAUCGCGACGGAUGUGCUGGCCGACGCCAAGGUGACCAAGGACGCCGUCGACGAGGUGGUGCUGGUGGGCGGGUCGACCCGCAUCCCCAAGGUGCGCACCAUGCUCCGCGACUUCUUCGACGGCAAGGAGCCCCGCAGGUCCAUCAACCCGGACGAGGCGGUGGCGUACGGCGCGGCGGUGCACGCCGCCGCGCUGGCCGCCGGCGACGAUCACCUCUUUUGCAACAUGGUGAAGCUCAAGGACGUCACGGCGCUGUCCCUCGGCAUCGAGACCGAAGGCGGUGGAUUUUCUCGCGUCAUCCCUCGCAACACCCCCAUUCCCUGCAAGAUGGUGAAGGAGUACACCAAAUGCAAGGAUGCGUGCGAAGUCUUGUUUGAGGUGUUCCAGGGCGAGCGGUCCCUGGCAAAGGAUAAUCACAACCUUAACAAGAAGUUCACCAUACCGACGCCGUUGCCCCAGAAGGAUGUGAAGAUCGACUGCUGUUUCACGAUUGACGCUGACGGUCUGCUCACGGUGACGGCCACGGACAAGGUCACCGGCGCGAGCGGGAAGGUGACGGUCACCCAGGAGGAGGGUGCGCUCUCCGAGGACGCCGUUAAGGACAUGAUUGAGCGCGCAAAGCGCUUCCGGGACCAGGACGCACGGGACCUCCUGAAAAUCCAAGCAGCUCAACGGGACGAAGAAACUGCGCAACAGGAUGGCGGACGGGCGAAAAAGAGAAAAAUCCGUCGUUGAUUUUGUAUCUUUAAGAGAUAGGCGCACAGCGCUGGCGUACUUUCCGGCUUUAUACUUUCGACUAAUCUUUCUUAGAGGACGGAUCAGACAUUUUACUUGUGUUACUUUAGUAUACUAGACGACAUUAAUUUUUUUGCUGUCCAUGGGUUUUAUUCCUUUUUAUUUUUUUACUGUAUGUAAUUCUUAUUUUGAGUGUGAUAAUUGUGCUGUGACUUGUGCUUGUGAAAAAGAUACAUCAUUAUCUUAAGUUUGUUUUCCAUUAGUUUCCUCAGUACCUGCAGAGGACAUGGUAGGCAAACCUUUCGACUGCCGCUAUGGUAAUAGAGCACCUUGGCCUGUGUGAAGCUUCUUCUGUGUAUCCAUAGUUGAAAAUCUGGAUGGUACUAAGCUUAAGCCGUACCUUUGACCCCACAGUAUGGGUCGAGGUAAAGAGCUCUGCUACUUUUGUUUUAUUUUAAAUUUUAACUCAUUUUUACGGGGACACCCCGACUGUCUGAUAAUCGUAAAUAAAUGCCAUUCAGAUUAA